This is a messenger RNA of Silurus meridionalis, 2327 nucleotides long. RefSeq names its product UTP4 small subunit processome component (gene utp4). Gene Ontology annotation, cellular component: small-subunit processome; 90S preribosome; t-UTP complex. The record is from RefSeq and is a predicted model, not a curated record. Gene Ontology annotation, molecular function: protein binding; RNA binding. Lineage: Eukaryota; Metazoa; Chordata; Actinopteri; Siluriformes; Siluridae. Gene Ontology annotation, biological process: maturation of SSU-rRNA from tricistronic rRNA transcript (SSU-rRNA, 5.8S rRNA, LSU-rRNA).
AAGCGCCGCAGUAUCUGCUUCCGGGGUUGAAGGGCCUCAACGUGGUGGUGCUGUAAGCUCAACGUGUGGAGCAGCUCGAAAUGAAACCUCGGAGUAACUAAAGGCGAAAAUCGAAAUACAGUCUUUAAAACAGCUUAAAUCGUGCAGUGAUGGGGGAGUUCAAGGUUCAUCGUGUCCGCUUCUUCGACUACAUGCCCUCGGCUGUCCGUUCUUUGGCCUUUGAGCCGCAGUCUCAGCGGGUCGCGGUGGCACGGUCCGACGGCUCUGUGGAGAUCUUCAACGUGGUUGAUCACUUCUUUCAGGAAAAGGUGAUUCCUGGGCGAGAAUCUCGUGCCACUGAGGCUUUGGCCUGGGUCGGAGAGCGCCUCUUUAGUGGCGGGUUAAACGGAGAGAUCGUUGAGUACGAUUUGGACAACCACAAAGUAAAAUACACACUUGAUGCUUAUGGAGGCCCCAUUUGGUCUAUAGCAAGCAACAAGCAAGGAACUCAUUUGGCUGUUGGUUGUGAGGAUGGUACUGUUAAACUUUUUGAGGUGUGUGAAAGUAAAAUUCAGUUUGAAAAGAAUAUGGCCAAACAAAAAGGACGAAUCAUCUCGCUGUCCUGGCACCCUUCAGGCCUGAGGAUCGCUGCAGGGAUGAUGGAUAUGAUUCGGAUCUUUGACACUGAAAGAGGUCAGUCAGUUCACCGGUUGCUGGUGGAGCGUGGAAUAGGAACAGCCAGGAGCAAGGAGUGUGUCGUUUGGAGUGUGGUUUACCUCAGCGAUGGCACCAUCGUCAGCGGAGACUCGUCUGGGAAGGUUAAGAUGUGGGAUGAGCAAACAGGGACGCUGAUUAAAAGCCAUCAGGUCACCAAGUGGGACGUUCUAACGUUAUCAGCCUCACAGGAUGAGACCAGCGUUGUUGCAGGAACGUCAGAGGGAACCAUAGUACAGUUUCAGUUCCUCUCCAUGGUUCUUGGACAGGAGGAUAAAGAGUGGGUCCAAACCAGAACUUUCAAGAACCACACACACGAUGUCCGAGCUGUUUUGGAGAUCAACAUGGCCAUUGUGUCAGGAGGAAUGGACACCCAGAUCGUCAUGAGGCCUCUUUUGGAUAAAAUUGAAGUGAAGAGCACUGCUACUACUUUUCGCAAGAUUCAUUUUCCUCAUCGAAGUUUAGUGUCCUGUGCCAAGAAAACUGGUGUACUGCUGUUCCAGUACCCAUCACAUCUGGAGCUGUGGAGACUCGGAGAAAGUGAAGGCACCGGGAUGCCUGGAAGUAGUUCCAUUAAAAGGAAACCAGAAAAAUUACUCCAUCUAAAGACAAAGGGUGAGGAGCAUAUUAGCUGCAGUGCUGUCUCCCCGUGUGGAGAGUGGAUCGCUUACUCUACAGUGGCCAGCUUUCGACUGUACAGACUGCAUUGUGUCAACAACAACAUCAGCAUCACAAAGGUUUCUAAGCUCCCAAAAAUCCUCAGCUCAGCCAAUCAGAUAUGCUUCUCUUCAGACUCCUCACACGUGUUUGUGGCUUCCACUUGCUCGACUGUACAUGUGGCCGCUCUGAGCAAAACAGAGUGCAAGUUUGUAACCACGCUCAAGUCCAAAUCAGGCUCUGGGCAAGCCAUUCACCUGUUAGCAGCCAGUGAGGAUGGAAAAUGGCUGGCCUCAGCCAAUAGUGCUCAUGAGAUUCACGUUUACAACCUGACGAAGAUGAAGGUACACUGUACAGUGCCUGUUUAUAGCUCCGGAGUCAGCGCCAUGGCCAUCCAUCCAACAACUAACAACCUGUUCAUGGUGCAUGCAGAUCAGCAGCUGUUCGAGUACUCGAUAGAGCAAAAACAGUACACUGACUGGAGUCGACUGGUGCAGAGGAACGGACUUCAUUUCCUGUGGCUGGAGAGAGACACACCAGUCACUAAUGUGACCUUCAGUCGCAAAAACCCAGCCCACAUUGUGCUACAUGACAUGUACAUGUUCUGUGUCAUUGAUCAAACCCUGCCUCUUCCUAAUGAUAAAUCGCAGUUCUUCAAUCAGCUGACACUGCGAAGCCUACCUGAGAAGGAAAGGAAAUCCAAAAGCCAUGCGUUUAAAGUUUGUAAGACUUACAAGGAGCUGCUGUUUGCUGGACUGAUGGAGGAUCAGUCAAUGGUAGUGGUGGAGCGUCCCCUGUUGGAGAUCACUGCUGAACUCCCACCACCAGUCAGACAGAAGAAGUUUGCUACAUAAGUGUGUGAGCGUGUGCGUGUGUGAGAGCUUGUGUGUGUGCGUGUGUGAGAGCUUGUGUGUGUGUGUGUGUGUGUGUGUGUGUGUGUGUGUGUGUGAGAGCUUGUGUGUGUGUGUGUGUGUGUG